AUGAGUGAAAAAGUCAUUCAUAGUUUCGAAGGCGUCUGUCCAUUGACACAUUAUGGAAUAUAUGGUAUUAAAAAGAGUUAUAAUAUGCCGAAUUUUCCUUGUUCUGAUAAAACAGAACAUUUAUCACUUAAAAAACAUCUGAUGUAUAAGCAUAAUCUAUCCAAUACAGCUGCAAAUAAAAUCGUACUCGAUCGUAUGAAUACAGUAAAUCUAGCCCGAAAAAGAAAAUCCGUAUUAACAUUUAAUAGUACACAAGAAUUAUUUUCACAUUCAGUUCAUUGGCAUAAAGGUCAAUGUCCGUUCUCAUAUGGCUUUAAUAAUGUUUAUAAUUUAACAUAUUUAAACCAUAAUAUAAAAAAAUUUGAUUGCUGUCAUAGAAAGCAAUGUCUACUAUUAUCACAUUUACGCGUAUCACAUAAUUUAAAUAUGAAGUCCGCUAAAAAAAUUGUCAAAGCAAUUAUGUCAUCAUCAAUUGAAAGUAAACAAAAAUCAUCGAUCGAAAAUGAUAUUCGAGAAAUCAUUUUAUUUCAAAAAGAUGAUAUAGUUACAAAUACAAAUUCUAAUAUUUAUAAUGAUGAUCGAAGAUUUCGUCAUUAUUGUCCAUUAACAAAAAACGAAUUCAUUCAUGAACAACCAUUAUUUAAUAUACCGUGUACUAAAAUUAAUGAAAAGUUCCUUCUAUUUGCUCAUCUUCAGCAUUAUCAUCAAAUGAGUGGUGAGCUUGGUCUCCGUUUGAUUCGAGCUAUUCGUACUGGUACGGAAUCAACAGUAAUCAAGGAUCUAUUUCAAAAUAAUACCUACGAUCAACCCGUAGUGCCCACCACAACAAUCAGUUCUUCCCAAUCAAAGAAUAUUACAAUAGCCGAUGAGAUAGACAUUGUUCCGUAUAAAUGUUUAUGCCCUUACUCAACUAGUUCACAAGACGGAAGUACAAAUCUAGUAGAAGUUCAUUUAAAAAAAUUUUCAAAAUCUGUCAAAAACAUUCCCUGUGAUCGUCCAUGUCCUGUUAAUCUUUAUCGACACCUUCGAAAUUAUCAUAAAGUCGAUUUACAACAUGCGAAAGAUAUAACGAGAACAAUCAUGUUAUAUAAAACAGUAAAAACUGAAGUUAUAACACCAGAAAGUAUCAAUGAAAUUUCAACAUCCAUAAAGAAACGCAUUAAAGUACCAAAAUCUACAAAUGAUUAUGAAACAACAAUAUCCUUAGUUAAUGUGGAUAUGAACAGUGUUAAAUCCGAAGGAAAAAAUGAAUCCAUCGAUUUUAUAAUUGGCCAUGAAAACCCUGACGAAUGGGAUCCUUCAAUUAUUUAUGAUAGUGAAUCACUUUUUCUUUCGUUUGACGAAGAGAGGAUAUGUGAUAAUGGCACCGAAGGAAACUUUUAA
Rotaria socialis is the source of this 1383-nucleotide messenger RNA. NCBI's taxonomy places the organism in Eukaryota, Metazoa, Rotifera, Eurotatoria, Philodinida, Philodinidae. The record is from the annotation of a GenBank genome assembly.